Molecule: messenger RNA, 723 nt
Organism: Puntigrus tetrazona (Sumatra barb)
Lineage: Eukaryota; Metazoa; Chordata; Actinopteri; Cypriniformes; Cyprinidae
Gene: lyrm9
Product: LYR motif containing 9
Exons: 3
Coding region: 194-436 (80 amino acids)
Source: RefSeq, a predicted model, not a curated record
AUCAGGAAGUCAUCCACUGUUAUCCUUCACCUUUAUCUCCUAAGUCAAACUGCGUGCAUGUGACCGAGAGUUUCACGUCUUAUUAUGGAUAAUAUGGAACUCGAACUUUCCCAGAUAUACUCAAUAUCACUGUAGUGUUGAAACUCUGCGAGCAAAGUUAAAAAGGUCAUCCUUUUAGGAAAAAGUGCUCAACAUGCCUCCUCCUCCCCUGGCGGGCGCUGAGCUGAUCCGCACGCCGCUGCAGCUCUACCGCUAUCUGCUGCGCUGCUGCAAACUCCUGCCAACGGCAGCCAUGCAGAAACACUACCAGCACGCCAUCAGACAGAGCUAUAACAGUCACGUGGAUGAAGAUGAUGCAGAAAGGAUCCAGAUGAUCAUUCAGAGAGCCAUAUCUGAUGCCGACUGGGUUUUAAAUAAAUAUGCUAAAAAGAAGUGACCGCCGAGCGGAAAUGUUCGUCCAGCUGCCUCAGAACUGCAAAGGUCAUGCACAGACUGCUAAACACCUCAUAGUGCAACUGUACAACGCCGUGAAAUCCAUAUAAACUCCAUCCACGUAAACGUUAUCAAGUAUAACAAUUAGAUGAUUUUUCCUUGAAAAGCUUUUGUGGGAGCUUUACCAAUGCGUGCUUAUGUUCUGACAAGUCAUAGACCUACAUUUGCACAUUGCGUUUAAUGUUUAUUUUGUACUUUUUAAUGAAAUGUUAAUAAAUACAUUUAAUAUUG